AUCAUUAAGCUGCCCGGAGAAAGCAUUUGAGGGUGUUCACGGUCUUUGCCUUCAAGGCACUAUUUAUAGCUCUCCCAUCCAGUUCAACCUGCAUACACGAGCACGCUCAAACAUAUGCAAUUCGGUCGAUAGGAUUGUUCUGGCCAGUUGAGCAACACGGUGCCAUUCGGAGCAGCAGCAGGGCGAGGAGCUAGGCUGCAGGAGGCGUUUCCAACGCUCUCUGUCAUGUUUUGUAGCACUCCAACUUAAUCGAUAGUGCACGGAAGAAGGCGCCAUGGAGGGGGGCCUCUUCCCUCCUGGCCCACCGCGAGGGGCUCCACCUCGCGGCCGCGUGAGUGAAGUAGACAUGGGCGGAGUGGUUCCGCGCGGCCCGGUGAGCGAUGACGUGCUCCAGGCCAUCAAUGAGCGCGCCACUGCGAUCUUCUCCAGCCACAAGCACAAGGUGUCGGGCAUGCUGGAGGCGCCGCAGGGGCUGUAUGCGCUGGCGCUGGUGGGAGCCAUGCUCGGGCUCAACCAGAAGCAGCUGGACUCGGAGCUGCAGAUGGCCCAGAAGGUGGGCCGCCGCGCUCUGAGCUUCGAGGACUUCAUGACGGCGGUGGAGGCCAUGGUGUCGCUGCACGGCGCACUGGCGCAGCAGCAGGUCAAGCGACUGCCCAACAACGACAUGAGUAAGGCGCUGCGCAGCGCCUUCGACAUGUACACCAAACUGAACGUGGGCGGCUUCGUGGGCGGCGACAGCCGCAUGAACAGCAACCAGUUCACCAAGAUGUGCACGGACGCCGGAAUGAUGGAGCCCAACGGCCCGGCCAGUGUGUCCACGCUGCAGCUGAGCUGGGCGUCCUGCAAGGCCACCUUCGGCUCCACCCGCCUGCAGUACAGCCAGUUCCUCAAGAUCCUGGGCGCCCUGGCGGCGGAGCUGUCUGGCGACGUAAUGCUGCUGGUGGCGGGGCUGGGGCUGCAGCUGCCCACCGUGCCGCCGCUGCGCAACGGCUUCCGCAAGCCGGACGCGGGCGAGGUGAACCUCAACGUGCCCAAGCCCGAGCUGGUGCAGGGCAUGGGCGCGCACAUGGCGGCAAACGAGGAGUACGAGAAGUUCGUGGAGGGAGGCAUGGGCCGGCGCGACCCACUCCGCGCCAACGCCUCGCCCAUCAAGGCGCGCUCGUCCAUGAACGGCGGCGCAGUGCCCAACUGGGUCAAAGCCAUGCAGGCCGACCAGGGCGGCGGCAGCGUAAUGACGUCGGGCCAGGACAUCCGCGGCAUCCCGGUCAUUGAGACGCCCGACAGCGACGACGACAUGCCCAAGAAACCGCAGCCGCGCAAGUCCGGCAUGGCGCCGCAGCCCCCGUCCGAGGGCCCGCAGCGCGUGGCGGCCUCGCCCAUGCGCGGCCCGCGCGGCGGCAAGCUGCCCCAGAUGGGCAGCAGCAGCGGCGGCCCGGAGGCCCUGUCCUCGCCCCUGGACGAGUACGUGAUCAAAGCCGACGCGCCCAACUACGGCGGCCGCGGCAACCAGAUUGACAUCACGGAGAGCACCGGCCCCAUGACCGUGCGGCCGCGCGAGAGCCUGCGCAACGGCCCGCGCGGCGACCCCGACAGCCCCACCUUCAACCCGCUGGAGCCAUCCAUCCUGUCGGGCGCCGGUCAGCGCAUGCGCAAGUCCGUCAUCCAGCCCGAGGCCAUGCAGGAGGUGGUGCAGCAGCAGCAGCAGGCGGUGAAGGCGCUGGAGACCAAGGUGGAGGAGCAGCAGCAGCGCGAGAAGGACCUGUUCCAGCGCGUGCAGGUGCUCACGGAGAAGCUGCAGGAGGCGCAGGUCGCGGCGGCCAUUACCGUCAAGCCCGGCUGCCCCGGCGCGCCGCUGUCCAUGCCGGACGUGCCGGAGGGCAAGCCGCGCACGGUGGUGUCGGGGCGCUGCCCGCUGACGGACCAGGUGGAGAAGCUGACGCAGCAGAUGGCCGAGGUCAUGUCGCGCCUGUCCGCGCUGGAGAGCAUCCGCAUGCAGUCCAAGAGCGAGGGCGACGCCAAGACGCGCAACCCCGUGGCUGCGCGCGCGCCCACGUUUGAGGACAACGGCGCGCUGGCUCCCUCCACGGGCUGGACGCCUCCGGGCAUGGGCGCGGCGCGGCGGCCCAACGGCGACGAGGCGCCGGCCCUCAUCGGCGCGCUGCAGCCCGCCAACGCCACGCAGGGCGAGUGGAUGAGCCGCCUGCUGCUGAACCUUGACAAGCGCGUGCGGGGCAUGGAGGCUGCGGCCGGCAAGCCCGACACCGAUAAGGACGAGGAGGCGCUGGCCGAGGUGCUGAGGCAGCUGCAGGCCUACGAGGGGCAGCGCCGCCAGGCGGCCGCGCCGCCGGGCGCCGCGCCCAUCACUCCAGUGGCGGGCGCCGACCCGUUCAGCCCUGCCUUCGCCAUGGUGGACCACCGCGGCCGGCCCAUGCCGGCGCCUGCGCCCGGCGCGCCGCCUGUGCUGAUGCCCACCGGCGACCCGGAGCUGGACAAGCGGCUGCGCGCGCUGGCUGACGACAUGCGCAACAAGAACGCCACCGUGGGGCUGCUGCUGGACAUGUUCAACCAGACCCGCGCCGAGGUGGCUUCGCUGUCGGCGCAGCUAGCGGAUAUGCGCAAGGCCGGCGGCGGCGAGCCGGCCGAGGCAAUGGGCAUGGCGCCCUCGCCCGGCGGCAAGGCGCGCAACCCCAUCAGGGUGGUGGACAGCGGCUUCAUGGCGCCCGAGGUGACUAUCAACGCCGCGCCCGGCCGCAGGGCCGCCGAGCCCGGCUCCGAGGCCGCGCUGGGCCCGCUGGCCCCGCAGCUGGAGAACGUGAUCGCCGAGAACAGCAGCAUCAAGAUGGCCAUGCGCGAGCUGUGCGCCGCCGUGGGCGUCACGCCGCCGCCGCUGCUGGCCGCGGGCGAGCCCGGCAGGGCCGGCCCCGCGCCCGCCGCCGGCGCCGACGCGUUCGAGAUGUCGCCGUGGGGCGCGGCGGGCCGUCGCAACCUGAAGGAGGAGACCCAGGAGGUGAAGAAGAACGUGGAGACGGUGCAGCAGGAUGUGGGCGAGCUGAAGAAGGUGGUGGAGCAGAUGCGGGCCGGGUAUGGCGAGUGGCCGCAGCCAAUGCGCGCUCCGCAGCCCGGCGCCGCGCCGGGCGCCGCCGCCGCGCAGAUGCCGGACAUGGACGCCAUGCAGCCGGUGGCGGCCGGCGGCGGCCGCAACCCCAUCCAGGUCACCGCCGGCGCCCCCCUGCACUCGGUGGACCCGCUGCUGGUGCCCAAGGACCGCCGCAGCCUGACGCCGCUGGGCGAGCCGGGCGCCGUGGGCGGCCUGCCCGACGCUGAGCUGGGACACCUCAAGGACGACCUGCAGAAACUCAAGGCUUUUGUGGGCCUGGCGGACGCUGUGGCGACCAUGCCGCAGCUCCCGGGUGCCGGCGGCGCCGCACCCGGCAUGGGCCCGACGGCGGGCGCCGGGGCGGUGGAGCUGGGCGCGUGGGCGGACGCGGGCCGCGGCCCCCGGCCGCUCAAGGAGACCGUGCAGACCGUGGCGCAGGACGUGGACGCGCUGCGCAAGCACGUCAAGGCGAUGGACGCUGCGCUGAGGACUAACAUUAACAACACCAACAACAUGACUUCUUUCCUAAACACGAACGCGCCGGCGCUCAUGGCGGCUGCGGAGGCGGCCUCCAAGGAGGCGGAGGAGGCCAAGGCCGCCGGCCGCAACCCGGUCAAGGUGUCGGCGGGCGGCGUGGAGGCGGGCGGCGCGCUGGCGCCCGGACAGAAGGGCCUGCUACCCAUGCAGACUGCGGGCAACUUUGAGGGGGGUGUGGUGGACCCUGGCGAGUACCAGGCCCUGCGCGACCAGGUGCGCAACAUGGCCACCUAUCUGGGCGCACCCGCCACCGCCACCGCGCCCGGCCUGGGCGCCACGCCCGGCGCCAAGCCCGGCCUGGAGCCCAUGGCGCAGGCGGCCGGCGGCCCGUGGGGCGCGCCCGGCCGCGCCGGCCCUGGUGGUGGUGCCGGCGGGUUUGGCCCCGGCGGUGCUGCUGGCGGCACGCUGCCGGAGCAGAUGGACAACCUGCAGAAGCAGGUGGCGGCAAUGGGGCGCGCCAUGAUGGCAGCGGGCAUGAAUGUGGACUCUUUCGAGGGCGGCAACGCUGCGGCUGCGGCGGCGGCGGGCGGCAACGCGGCGUCAGAGGAGAUGGCCAACGUCAAGAGCCGCAACGCCAUCGAACUGGUGCCGGGCAUGGCGGCGGUGGAAGUGCAGCAGAAGUUUAUGUCGCCCGGCCGUGGCCCGCUGGCCACACCCAAAGGCGGCGCGGCGGCGUUGGAGCCGUCGGUUUCGGCGCUGCAGGACGAGAUGCGCGCCAUGAAGGCGUACCUGGGCAUUGAGGCGGUGCCGCCGGGCAUCAAGCCCGUGGGCCGCAGCGCGGCGCCCGGGCUGGAGCCCAUGCAGGCGGCGGGCGUGCCCGGCGACUCCUGGGGCACCUCGGGCCGCACCGGCCGCGACUUCAGCGAGGUGCGAGCGGGCGGCGCGCUGGGCGACAUGGCCCGCGACCUGGACAACAUCAAGCGCCGCCAGGCAGACGUGGAGGAGGCGCUGCGCGUGGCGGGCGUGCCGCUGGCCGCAGGAGGCCAGGGCGGCGCGGGUGGCGCUGGCGGCGAUGGCUCCGGCGCGGGUGGCGGCGGCGCGGGCAGCAAGCCGCGCAACCCCAUCAUAGUGUCGUCCGGCUACGUGGCCGGGCCGGAGGCAGACAAGAAGGGCUUCCAGGGCCCUGGCAGGCCGCUGCAGCCGCUGGGCAACAUCGAGGGCGUGCCGGAGCCAGUGAUCAGCCACCUGGGCGCGCUGCAGGACGACGUGCGCCGCAUGGCCCAGUUCCUGGGCAUGACGCCCGCUGUGGCAGCGGCACCGGCGCUGCCGGGCGCCGCGCCGGCCGGCGUUGCGCCGGUGGCGGGCGCGGAGGCGGGCGCGGCGCCUGUGUCCUGGGGCUCGGCGCCGCCGGCGCGCGCUGCGCCCAAGAUCCAGAACAUUGGCGACCUGGUCAACGAUGUGGAGAACUACAAGGCACGGCAGCAGGGCGUGGAGCGCGUGCUGAGGUCCAUGGGCGCGCAGAUCCCCUGGCCCGAGGACCCCGUCCCAGCGCCGGCGCCUGCCGCCGGCGCCGCGCCGGACGGCGACGCCGCGGGCGAGUCGCCGGUGCAGGUGUCGCGCCAGCGCAAUGCCAUCGCCGUCAGCGCCGGGCCUGUGGAGUACGGUGGAGCGCUGGCGGCGCCGGCUGGCCGCGGCGGCCUGGCGCCUCUGUCGCCGGGUGCGGGCGCGGAGGCGCUGUCGCCCGUGGUAGCAGCCAUGGCGGAUGACCUGCGUCGGGUGCAGGCGGUGCUGGGGCUCAGCCCUGCCGCCGCGGCAGCCAUGGCGGGCCUGCCGGGCGCAGGUGGCGCGCCGGGCCUGGCGCUGAUGGCGGGCCGCGACGACGGCGUGUCGGGCAACUGGGGCGUGGCGGGCCGCGACGUGCCGCGCUGGCCCAACGACCAGCCCAAGAACCUGGUGGAGAUCGCGCGCGACGUGGACGACAACCGCAAGCGCGUCGCGGCGAUCAUUGACGCCAUGAAGGCGGCCAACAUCCCCAUCCCGGCGACGCUGGCGGCGGAGGCGGCUGGCGACGACUUCAGCACGCCCGAGGGCGCGGCGGCUGCGGAGCAGCGGCGGCGCAACGCCAUCAGCGUGAGCGCGGGCCCGCUGCAGCCGGGCGGCCCCGGCGCGGGCCAGUUUAUGAGCCCCGGCCGCAAGCUCCCGGGCAUGGAGGGCCUGCCGGAGCCGGUGCAGGCAGAGCUGGCCAAGAUGGCGGACGAUAUCCGCAAGGUGCACGCCUACCUGGGUAUGAACCCCGCGGUGGCGGCGGCACCCGCCCUCGCAGCGGCGCCCGCUGUCGCAGCCAUGGUGCCCAUCGCCGGCCGCGACGACGGCGUGUCGGGCAACUGGGGCGUGGCCGGCCGCGAGGGCCCGCGCGGCCCCGGCGAGCCGCCGAAGAGCAUGGGCGAGGUGGUUAAGGAGCUGGAUGACAACAAGCGGCGCAUGGCCGCGAUCAUUGACGCCAUGAAGGCGGCCAACAUCCCCGUGCCGCCAGGCGUCGAUGGCGCGGAUGGUGCGGGCGCGGCGGGCGAGUCGCCGGUGCAGGUGUCGCGCCAGCGCAACGCAAUCGCCGUCAACGCCGGGCCGAUGAUGCCGGGCGGCCCGAUGGGCGCGGCGCCGGGACGCAACCUGCCCGCACUUGAGGGCCUGCCAGAGCCGGCGGCGGUGGAGAUGGCGCGCAUGGCUGACGAGCUGAAGCGGGUGCAGGCCAUUCUGGCCAACUCGCCCGCCAUCGCCGCCACGCCUGCCGCCGCGGCCGCGCUGGCGCAGGCGGGCGCGCCGCCACCGGGUGCCUCCGACGACGGCAUGUCGGGCAACUGGGGCGUGGGCGGCCGGCCGCCGGCCUCAGGCGGCCCGGAGAAGAAUGUCAGCGAGAUCAUUCGCGAGAUGGACAACAACAAGCGCCGCAUCGAGGCGCUGGAGAACGUCGUGCGCGGCGGCGUUCCGGGCAUGGGCUCCGGCUCGCGUGGCGAUGGGUCUGGUGGCGACGCGGACGAUAAGAGCUCACCCGAGGGCGGCACGGAGCAGCAGCAGCGGCGACGUAACGCAGUGAACGCGACGGCGGGUGGGGUGGACGGCGGCUCGCCCAUGUUCGCGCCGGGCCGCGUGCCGGCGUCUCUGCAGGGUCUACCGGAGCCAGCACAGGCCGAGCUGGCCAAGAUGGCGGAUGAAAUCAAGCAGAUGAAGAGCUUCAUGGACAUGGGCCCGGCCGCGCGCGCCAAGGGCCCCGGCGCCGACCCCAUCCAGCCAGUGAUGGCGGCCGUGCCCGGCGGAGGCUUCGACUCGUGGGGCGGCCCCGGCCGCGACCCGCGCGCCGCGCCGGAGGGACCCCGCAACAUGGGCGAGGUGGUGAAAGACCUGGACGAUAACAAGCGGCGCGUGGCGGCGCUGGAGACGGCGAUGCGCGCCGCUGGCAUCCCCAUCCCGUCGCCCGACGGCGAGGCGGCCGGCGAGGCGGCCGGCGAAGCGCCAGCGCAGCGCAAGCGUAACCCGAUCAUGGUGUCCUCCGGCCCGGCGAUGGUCACGCCAGGCGGUUUCAACGCGCCGCAGCGGCCGGUUGGCGUUGGCGCGGCGGCUGCGGGCGAUGCCGCGGAGCCGCUGCAGCCCCACAUGGGCAACAUGGCGGACGACAUCCGACAGAUGAAAGCCUUCCUCAACAUCGGCCCGCCCGUGCUGGCGCCCAGCAUGCCGGCACUGCCGGGCGCCGCGCCCGCGCCGGGCGUGGUGCCCAUGGCGGGCCGCGACGACGGCGUGUCGGGCAACUGGGGCGUGGCCGGCCGGCCGCCGCGGCAGGCGGGCGAGCCUCCGCGUGACAUGGGCGAGGUGGUGAAGGAUGUGCACGACAACAACCGGCGCGUCGCCGCGAUCAUUGACGCCAUGAAGGCGGCCAACAUCCCCAUCCCGCAAGCGCUGGCGGCGGAGGCGGCUGCUCUGCCCCAGGAGAGCCCGGCGGAGGUGCAGCGCAAGCAGCAGCGCAACCCGAUCAUGGUGUCAGCCGGCGGCUUCGAAUCGGGCCCCGGCUUUGCGGCGCCCAGCCGCGAGCUUAAGGCAGCCAUGGCGGGUCUACCGGAGCCGCUGCAGGCGGAGUUGGCCAAGAUGGCGGACGACAUGCAACGCAUGAAGAUUUUCAUGAACGGCACUCCGGCCGUGGCAGCCGCGCCCGGACUGGCGGCGGCACCCAUUGCUGCGGUCAUGCCUAUGGCUGGUCGUGACGACGGCGUGUCGGGCAACUGGGGCGUGGCCGGCCGGCCGCCGCGGCAGGCGGGUGAGCCUCCUCGUGACAUGGGCGAGGCGAUGAAGGACGUGCAGGACAACAACCGCCGUGUGGCUGCCAUGAUUGACGCGAUGAAGGCCGCGGGCAUCCCCAUCCCGCCAGCGCUGGCGGCGGAGGCGGCUGCUUUGCCGGAGGAGAGCCCGGCUGAGGUGCAGGCGCGCAAGCAGCGCAACCCCAUCAUGGUGUCUGGGGGCCCCAUGGACUCGCAGGGAUUCACGGCGCCGGCCGGCCGCCAGCCCGCGAUGGAGGGCGUGCCGGAGCCGGUGAAGGCGGAGCUGGCGCGCCUCAACGACGACGUGAGGCGCAUGCAGGCGGCACUCGCCACCGUGCCCGCGCUUGCCGCCGCGCCGGCGCUGGUCGCUGCCAAGGCCGGCGCGGGACCCGACGCCGGCCGCGACGACGGCGUGUCGGGCAACUGGGGCGUGCCGGGCCGCGAUCCCCGCGGCCCCGGCGAGGCUCCUGCGCCCUCGGUGUCCGACCUGAGCCGCGAUUUGGACCGGUAUAAGGAGCGCACCAACGCAUUGGCCGACGCGAUGCAGGCCGCCGGUAUCCCGGUGCCGCCGCCGGGUGCGCUUGGCGAGGCGGCGCCGGCGGAGGGCUCGCCCGAGGCGGCGGCGCGCAAGCGCAACGCCAUCGCCGUAAGCCCGGCCCACUACGGCGGGCCGGAGCAGCAGGGCUUUGCGGGACCGGGCCGCGGCGCGGCGGGCGCUGGACCGGACGCGGCGCCGCUGCCGGCUCGCGUGGACAACCUGGCGGAAGAGCUGAAGGCCAUGAAGGCGUUCCUAGGCAUGCCGGCGGAGGCGCAGGCGCCCAAGCUGGGCCCCGACGGCAAGCCACUGGCGCCAGGCGCGGAGGCGGUGGAGGGCGGCCCGUGGGCCGGCCCCGGCCGGGUGCCCAUCGCCAAGGCGGUGGAGAAUGUGACGCGCGACAUGGACGACGUCAAGGACAAGCUCAAGGAGCUGGACCGCGCGCUCAAGGCUGCGGGCAUGGGCGCGCAGCUGCCCAAGGAGCUGGGCGGCCCCGGCGGCGGCCCGGGCGCGGAGGACCGUGGGCCCGAGGCGGCGGCCGGCCGGCAGCGCAACGCCGUGGCGGUCAUGCCAGGCAUGCAGGCGCCACACGACCCGCAGGCCUUCAGCGGAGUCAAAACGCGGGAGGCGCCACCCAUCGACAACCCGCAAUUCGUGGACGGCCCCGAGUACGACAAGCUGCGCGGCGACGUGGAGAAGAUCAAGGCGCUCAUGGGACCCGCCGCGGUGGCGGCGGUGCCGGUGCCGGGCAAGGAGGGGCUGCAGCCGGUGCCGGGCGCGGCGGAGGCGCUGGGACCGUGGGCCAACAAGACCAUCCGCCAGGCGGCAGACGACACCAAGAACGCAGUGGACGGCGUUCAGGCGGACCUGGGAGACAUGAAGAAGCGGAUGGCGGACAUGGCGGAGGCCAUGAAGGCGCUGGAGGGCCCGCUGCGGGCAGCAGCGGCUGCUGCUGCCGACGACGGCAAGGGUGGGCCUGGCGGCCCAGGCGCCGCCGGCGGCCGCAACCCCAUCGCGGUCAAUGCCGUCAUGGUGCCAAGCGGGCCGGGCUCGGCACUCACCGGCCCCGGCCGCCCGGGUGGCCCAGACGGACCAGACGGCAACAACCCGGUGACUGUGGACGCGGAGGAAAUCCGCAACCUGAAAAAGGCGGUGGAGGACCUGCAGAACACCGUGGGCCAGCCCGCGCCCGCCGCGGCGCCUGAGGUUGCGAAGAAGCCCAAGACGCUCAAGGAGGACACGGACGACAUCAAGAAGUUCGUCCGCGCCAUGGGCAAGGACGUGGGCGCGAUGGGCAACGACAUGCAGGCGCUCAAAAAGCACCUGGACGACGUGGAGGGGGCCAUGAACAAGGCCCUGGCCAACCUGGCGGCGGAGCUGGCCAAGAUGAAGGCGGAGCGGGACGCCGACGACGAGGGCGGGCCACGGCGGGACCAGCGCAAGCUGGAGAACGCGGGGGACACCAUGGCCGAUACCAUCAACGCCAUGGCGGCACUGAACGCGGCGCAGCAGCAGCAGCUGGCGCGCGCCGGCGACGGCAGCCGCAACGACGACAUUGACGCGCUAAACGAGGCGAUGCGGCAGAGCGAGAACCAGCUGGCGCGGCUGCUGGCCUUCCUGAAGCAGGACGUGAUGGACCGGUUCGCGGUGCACGAGAAGACGCUCAUUCGCAUGGCCAAGCAGAUCGACUAUAUCCAGCGCCUGCUCAAGGGCGAGUUCGACGACCAGCGCGAGGCCUCGCGCGACGCCGGCAGCAGCCUCACGGUGUCCACCCCCGAGGGACACACCAUGGCCACAUACGACUCCUGAGGCAGAGGCGGGCGCGAGAUCGGCGGGCGGGGCUGAGGUGUGGGGUACGAGGUGGGUUGUGAUUGAGGUGGGGGGUUGAGGCGGGCGCGAGGUGCCGUGGGCACGGGUGUGUGGCAAAGGCUACCUGUCAGGCGGCUGCAGUGGAUGGAGGUAGAGGCGGGGCAGCAAGACACGCUUGGUGUGAAGUGGGGGGCGAGAGACCGGCUGGCUUGGAGCCGGCUCUGGUGUACAUAGACGACAAGGACGCGCAGAAGGGGACUACGCAUGGACAAGUCACUCCGCAUGUGCAGUGGACCGCUGUGCCUGCGGGGCACGCGCCUGUGGGCUAUAGGGCGGAAGGGCCCGGCGUCACAACGUCGGGCCGCAGUCAUUGCGUGUAGAUAUGGUGUGGGGCUUCCUGUGAUAUGCUUUCCCCCGUGAACCCUUCUUGUGCAUGUUAUAUACCGUUGGCUGGGACCUUGUGCAAAUGUGAUACUCGAGGCCGCCGCCAGUUCAGCGCACCAGCGGAGACCUUGGUGGACGGCUGGCGUGCGUGGUGCAGUGGUCCUGGCAGUGCGGGUAUUGUGUGUGUACCUGGUCAUGUGUUGUACCCGCCGCAAGGGCUGGGCGUGGCGAUGGCCGAACAGAACCUGCAAGUAUGUUUGACCGAGGCAGCGGUCGCACGCCUGUGAAGGUGGGCUAGUACUGGACGUAGAAACAUAUAGCACUGUAAAUGACUUGGAUG
Molecule: messenger RNA, 10946 nt
Organism: Chlamydomonas reinhardtii
Lineage: Eukaryota; Viridiplantae; Chlorophyta; Chlorophyceae; Chlamydomonadales; Chlamydomonadaceae
Exons: 50
Coding region: 347-10222 (3291 amino acids)
Source: RefSeq, a predicted model, not a curated record